This is a messenger RNA of Polyodon spathula (Mississippi paddlefish), 1235 nucleotides long. RefSeq names its product histone H3. The transcript has a single exon. Gene Ontology annotation, molecular function: DNA binding; structural constituent of chromatin; protein heterodimerization activity. NCBI's taxonomy places the organism in Eukaryota, Metazoa, Chordata, Actinopteri, Acipenseriformes, Polyodontidae. The record is from RefSeq and is a predicted model, not a curated record. Gene Ontology annotation, cellular component: nucleosome. Bases 1 to 411 code for a protein of 136 amino acids.
AUGGCAAGAACCAAGCAGACCGCUCGUAAGUCUACCGGUGGAAAGGCGCCCAGGAAGCAGCUCGCUACCAAGGCUGCCCGAAAGAGCGCUCCCGCUACCGGCGGCGUGAAGAAGCCUCACCGCUACAGACCCGGCACUGUGGCUCUGAGAGAGAUCCGCCGCUAUCAGAAAUCCACCGAGCUGCUGAUCCGCAAGCUGCCCUUCCAGCGGCUGGUCAGAGAAAUCGCUCAGGAUUUCAAGACUGAUCUGCGCUUCCAGAGCUCCGCUGUCAUGGCGCUGCAAGAGGCUAGCGAGGCUUACCUGGUCGGGCUCUUUGAGGACACCAACCUGUGUGCCAUUCACGCCAAGAGAGUCACCAUCAUGCCCAAAGACAUCCAGCUGGCCCGCCGCAUCCGCGGAGAACGCGCUUAAACUGCAAAACCCUUAAAACACAGUGAAACCCAAAGGCUCUUUUCAGAGCCACUCACUCCUCUGAAGGUGCUUCUUCACCACUACCUACUUUACCUGUGAGGUGCUUUUUUCUCACUAUAUCUAUCAAAAUUAGGUGUGUGCGAACUGUAUUCGUGAAAGGAUCAUUCAUUAGGACACAUUCACAUAAAUUUGUGUCAUUUACAAAAUAAUGCGGGUAGAAAUUAAUAUUGUGACGUCACUGGCUUUGAUUCUUAUCCUAUGUGCAGAAAUCAAGGUGUUGACUUAUCAACACUGCUAGUGAAAUGUAAAUAUUUUGAAUCGAACAAAGAUCGCUGAAAGAUAUUUCUUCAUAUAAUGCGCAAUUUAUUUUAUGAUAACGGUGGGACUGGUGCAAACAUGAAAGAGCAGUCAUUAAUGGGGUUAUUUAAAACCAAUCCUAACAAUAGUGCGCGUUCGUAGUUGACUCACACAGUUAAAGUAACAGAUUUAGCGUUGGUGAAACUAAGAAUCCCAGUCGAGUGUUUUGUGUCUGAGGCGCCAAUCGUCAUCGCAAAGUGCUCCGUGAUAACAUCCAGGGCUGACACAGGGAUACAUUUUUUUGCCUUCCUCAAUGUUUGGCUGUAAAGGUAACAGCGCCCCCAGUGUUGAGUAUUGCCUAUAUUUACGACAAUAGUGAAAGGACUCGUUCUGUAAUGUUUAGUUGAAGGUAUAGCUUUGAAUACUGGUAACAUUGUACUAGGCAUUAAUGUAAAAUGGAUAAAUUAUAAAAAACUGAUUAGAAAAAUAAUUUUGGUAGACAUUAUUGUAAAGUUCGUAUGUUAUAA